Molecule: messenger RNA, 1533 nt
Organism: Opisthorchis viverrini
Lineage: Eukaryota; Metazoa; Platyhelminthes; Trematoda; Opisthorchiida; Opisthorchiidae
Exons: 2
Coding region: 1-1533 (510 amino acids)
Biological process (GO): viral genome replication
Source: RefSeq, a predicted model, not a curated record
AUGGUUACAGAUCUGGCUGAUUUUGCUGCCAAAAGAUCAGCUGAAAAGAGCCCUGUGUCUGGUGGAAAUCCACCAAGUCCGACUCUCAGUUUUGAACAAUGGGUGGAUCACCAAAAUCAUCAACCACCAAGUCCGGAUUUGUUCUCGGAUGCAGCCGUGGACGAAGAAUUCUGGACCUCCCACCAAUACAACCCCGCAGAAGCAGACACAAUACCAGUAGUUCAAACACCGCCUACACAAUAUCGACCAUCUCCAUUGGAUUUAUCAAAUGUGUGGCACUCUAAACGGAGACAAUUGUUUAGCCCGGAACCCUCCAUCACAGACAACAACAAGCUGUGGACCUUUGUGUACCGAGGUCAACCACCUCGGUUUGAACGGGGAACAAGGGCAAACUGCCUAUAUGUGGAUCAUGGGGAUCAUUACCACUUUGUGUUUGAAUGCUGCCCCCAAAACAAAACGAGGACCAUUCAACGGCUAAUUGAGAGCGGGAAUCUUGAUAGACGACAAUCCAUGUCCAUUAUGGCAACUGUGCAACCAGUGAUCAACUGGAACCAUUUUGCGGCAUACUUGGUCCGGGCCGCUCAAACGCCAAUUAUCUGUAUUGGCAAGAAAUUGGAACAUUUAAGAGACGAUUUGUAUAUGGUACCACGAGAAAGGAAAGAUUGUGCUACCCUAUUAAGAGACGACAGAGGAUCCAAACAAAAGCACAAUAAUAUCAAUCGCAAAAGAAGGCGCGAACUUAUGAAAGGACUGAUUGAAGCCUAUGAUGCCCGAAGCUACAAUGAAUUUUACAUGGCUAUGUCCUGUGACGACCGGGAUGAUAUUUACGAUGAAUACGGGCCACAAUGGAAAGAGACGGCUGAACACUCGAUCAACAACUAUAUCGCCGGCAUGUUAUCCAAACAGCUUGCCAUGCGGUUCGAGGAGAUACUCAUGACUAAUUAUCAUAACCGCCAAUGUCAGCACCCAGCACACACUUUGGAAGGAGAGCACUGGUUAGAUCAACUUAUGGCAGCCAACAAGAUCAACAAACAACAAUUCCUAACUGACUUGACACUGGUCAUGAACAAAGUAUGCACGAGGAAGAAUGCCUUUGUCAUCGAGGGGCCCACUACCACUGGUAAAACACUGUUUGUGAAACUCAUUGCUGAAAAUUACAUCUACGGCACAGUGCAGAGAUCAGGAGAUCACUCGCAAUUUUUCCUGAUGAACUUGUUAAACAAAGCGCUCGCUUUGAUGGAAGAACCUCGGAUUACCCAAUUAACAGUCAACGAUUUUAAGGAAUUACUCGGAGGAAACCCUUUUGACAUUCACGUGAAGCACCAAAAAGAUGAACGACUGCAAAGACUACCCGUGCUUAUUACUACUAAUAACAACUUGGUGUACUAUGUCCUGGACCCUGACGGGAAAGCUAUUUUAGAACGGUGUUUUUAUUACAAAUUUUUGAUUAAAGUAGGGAGUGAGGAACUCCCCGAACCCCCUUGUCAUUUAUGUACUUGCCAUUUUCGCAACUGGUAUUUUAAAAAUAUUUGA